Fusarium falciforme is the source of this 2577-nucleotide messenger RNA. RefSeq lists its product as hypothetical. The record is from RefSeq and is a predicted model, not a curated record. Bases 1 to 2577 code for a protein of 858 amino acids. The transcript has 7 exons. NCBI's taxonomy places the organism in Eukaryota, Fungi, Ascomycota, Sordariomycetes, Hypocreales, Nectriaceae.
AUGAUUGAUCUCUUCAAAUGUGUCGAGCUCGAAUUCCUCCCUUCCUACUCUCCGGAUGACGGCCCCCUGCGUAUCAAGGUUGGCCGCAACAGCGAUGGCAAGCGCAGCAUAGGCUGUAUGAACCGUCUGGAGCGUGAUGACAUGCCUCCCCUUCACCGUGAGACUCUCUCAGGUGUUGUCGAUCUCUUUCCGGGUGGAAGAGGCAUCGUGACCUUCUUCAACAUCCUUGCAGCUCUUUUCGCUAUCUUCAUCAUCUUCAUCAGCAAUCCACCAAACGCAUACAUCUCACACUUUGUCGAUGCCAGAGGCAUCAGGGUCAGAGACCCUUUCCACAACCAGAACCAUUGGGAAUGGGGCAUCAGGGUCAAGUGUCUCCUUACUCAGCCCGGUAUGAAGGAGAACACUGGCUCCUUUGAUCCCACAUACGACGAAUGUUUCACAACUGUCUCCCAACCCGGCUACUCUUCUCGACACGUUCUCCUCAUGCCGUUCAAGCGCAAAGCCUCUCGCAAACCUUUCAACCCGGACAAGCUCUUUGAGUCUCUCGUCCACGGCCUGGAUAUGAUUCACCCUCAUCGCCCUGAGCUCGCUCGCAUCAGCCACGAAACUGCCAAGUACUAUCCCUCCUUCAUGGGGUGGCAUCAGUACAUGAACGAUUGGGAACAGGAUGGCAUUAGGGCUACCGCGCAACGGGUCACCAAGCGCUGGACUGAGCUAAGAGAAAUUGUUGGCAAGAACAUGGUACAACUGUUUGACGAACUGAACCAGCUCAGCGACAACGUGACAACACUUUCUCUCGCCGGGACGUCUCAUCCAGUUGAGUAUAAAUCCUCGGCAGCCUGGCAGGCCUACCUGAACCGAAUGUUCCCACGGCCCUGGCAACUGCUUUGCGAACAAGCCCCAGAUGAUGAAAGUCGGAGGAGGUUGGAUUUCAAGAUCAUCGUAUACAACUCAGAUCAUGACACAAUCUCUCCUAUCGCUAUUAGCGAAGUGAAGCGCCCUAGAGGCUCAAUUCGAGAUGUUGAAGGACAGGGGCUUGGGGUCGCAGCGCGUGCCAUCAACUCGCAUAGAUUGACUGGCAUCUACGUUCUUCCUGUGUGUUGGCUCAAAUUCCGGGCCCGGCAUGUGCGCAACAACAGUCAAGCCCUUGUGCCACUCUUUGGAUCUGCCCCUCAAGACAAGAAGGAGUAUCUCGACAUGAUUUCUCCGAGCGGAGUUUUCGAGUUGGAGGAAACGAUCCGCCGGGUCAAACGCGAGCCUCCAUUACGACAAGCGCCCGUGGUGCCUAGCCAACAAGCCGAGAUGGACAAAAUGCUAGAGGCGGGGAUUUACUACUCAGUAAAGGUGAUGGAGAUGGAGCCGGACAUUGGAUAUCUAAGAGACGCGGCCCCGUGGAUGUCAUCUCAGGAGCCGCAUGCUCAAGAGGACAUGUUUAUCGAUGACCCAGAAGAGGCUGACGAGGAUUCUGGGGCAGAGGGUGACAGCAGGGGGAAGGGCAAGGAGAAGCUCAAGCCCAACGGCCAGAGAUCAGACCAGUUUCAAUACGGUGCUCGUGCAGACCCCUGUUCUCAGGCUCAGGCUGGACUUACUACAUACAAACCACGUGCCGGCCAUUGUGUUCACAACAACGGCAAAGACGUUGGCUGUUUUGCCAGGCGUCAAGGUACGCUUUUAAUCUACAGAGACGACUUGGUUACAUAUGACACCCGACGUUUGCCCUCAUUCUCUGUUCCACAUCACCCGGAAAACCGCUACUGCACAUACCUCUACCAUCGACUGCAGGGUUCAGGGCCACCUCGGUUUUCCCGGUUACAAUACAACCAGUCCAGAGUUACUGGUAUCUCUAUCUACUGCGACCCCUCUCCCAUUGCCUUCCAUGCCCAUAAAUCCAACGAGGACUUGUCUUUCUAUCAGUCCAGCCCCGAAGGGUCAGUUUGGGUCUACAUGCCUCUUGAGCCGGACGAGCGCAUUACAAGAAUCUGGAUGCGAGCCCGCUCCCGUCUAAACGGAGAGGUAGCUCUAGCAUUUGAGACUGAUCGAGGAUACGUCAAGUUGUUUGGUACUCAAUCAACUCCACCCCUUACAGCUUGCCAAUGGAUCCUUCUCGACACGCCGCGAGGAUCACCCGGUCACUUUUUCUUCGACAACCAUCCACAUGGCAUCCGCCACAUAUCGCUGGACACUCUACCUCCCAAGCAGACCCCAGGCUUCGCCGCUCCGGCGGCUUCUUCCGACUACCCGAACCUGCACAGCACUGAUGACUUUCUUUGGUCUUGCGCUUCUGUCGAGAACGUGGUUGCAGUGAGACCGUGCCGCCGCCAAACUGGAGACCUUGUGGAGAUUCUGGGAUUGCUGUUGUAUUACUCGGAUGGCAAACAAGCGCCUGUCGGUCAAAUCCGCUUUGACUACCUUGAUCAGCCAAUCUUGACACACGGUUGCCAGCUGAUAUAUCUCGGAUUUGAAAAGACCGACACAAAAGGCCCGUUUGUUUCUCGGGGCGAAACCUGCGCCGAUAACUUGGAUCAUAAGGUUAGCAUGUGGUUUGAGGUCUCUUUGAAGGGUGCUCUAGAAUGGUGA